UUCUCUCAUCAAACUGCGAAGUGAAACACGGACGGACGGACGACGGACAAACCUUGUGUCAGUUUUUGCAGCCAGUCAGUCAGUUUUUAGCUCGCCAUCAUCAUUACAUUAUUCGAUAGUACAGUAGCGCAGCAAAAGUACAAGCGAAAAAAAUAAAAUCCACACGGUCGGGAAAAAGACACACAGGAGAGCGAUCCCCCCGCAAUCCAUCGACGACGGUUCGAAAGCUAGCUGCAGCCAGUGAAAGAGGUGAAAAAAGUGAAUUUUCUUUCUCGAGUUUUUGUGGUUGCAAUCGAACGAAGACGACGACGGAACGUGUUCCGGUCGAAGCAGCAGCAACAGCGGGACAAGCAGCGGAUGAAAAAUCGACAGAAAGGAAGGAAAGCCUGAAUCGGAUAGUGUUUAAUCAUCGAUUGUGGAGUCGGGAGAAGAAUUAAGUUUUCCUUUUUUAGUGCUUAUCUGUGAUCCUUUAAAGUGCUGUGUUAUCACCAUCAACGUGUUAUAUUGAAUGAAAUUAAAAUUUAAACUAGUUAUAUCAUCGCAAAGAAAGUGCGUGUGAGAUAGUGUAAAGUAAGCAGAGAGCAGUCGUAUAAAAAUAAAGUUUGUGUGUGUUCAAAAUAGUAGCUUAAAAGUGCGACGAGCGUAUUGUAGAUAUAAAUAUUGGAAACGGUAUCCUCUCUCUCUCUAUCUCUCUGUGUCCAUCCAACUCUUCCCUCGGGUUUUAUUUUGGGGUGUCGUCGGAAAGAAGUGCAAGAACAUCUGGACACCGACACCGAGCUAGGCCGUUCGAGACACCAUCAGCGGCCAAAAGUCGUAGACAUCACUUCUACUAGCAUCAGCCAGCAGUCGACUGCUAGCGUCAUCAUCACUACCGCCGCCGGUUAGCCGGGAGGACACAUAACAGUCGUCAUGUUUUGGGACUCGGCAAACUCCGGCUCGAAUAUAGACAGCUUGCUCAGUAAAGAGGGACUCACACUUCAAGAUGUGUUGGACUACGAAGACGUGUUGCAGGAAUGCAAAUCCCAGAACACAAAAUUACUUCAAUACUUAAACCGCACAGAGGUGUUCGAUGAACUGAUAGACCUCAUCAUCCUUGAACCUCCAGCCGAUCUCGACGACAACGUUCGUUUCAUGCAUUCCAACAUGGCGUGCGAGAUACUUACCAGCGACGUGCCGUCCUUCAAAACGCACCUGGUCGAGAACCAGAACUUUCUGAACAAGCUGUACAGCUUCCUGCACCGGGAGCCGCCGCUCAACCCACUGCUGACGUCGUUCUUCUGCAAAACGUUCGGGAUGCUCAUAUCAAAACGUAACGAACAAGAUUAUUUCUCUUAUAAGUCAGUGUGCCUACAAGUAUUAGAGUUUAUCAAGUCUAAAAAAGGUUUCCUCACCACAAUGCUGAAGCACUUUGGCAACCAGGUCAUCACCGAUCUGCUGCUGUGCUACAUCACUGAUAUCGAAGACGCCGAGCUCAAAUCGGAAUUACUAGAGUGGCUUAACGAGCAAAAUUUGGUUGCCGAAAUCAUUAACCUGCUAAAGUUACCAGGCGAAACGCAGAAACACUACAACGUCGCACAAUUUUUAAUUGAACUUAUCAAAAAAGGAAGAUGCAAACGACAGAACGAAAGACAAGACAAAGUUACAUCUGAUCCUAUCCUGGACACACUGGAAAACGAAGCCACCACCCAAAUGCUGCUGGACAUCAUCCUGAAAGAGAACAGCGAAGAAAGCGCCAUUGUCGGUGGUAUUCGGAUCAUUCUGCGACUGCUGGAGAAUACGAUCAUACAAGAGCCGGUCUCCGAUACUGCUCUCCAGAUGGUUAUCGACGCUGAGAAAGAACACCAUGACACGGUCGUGCUACGCUUAGUCAAGAUCAUACACCCGAGACUACUUGAGUUUAUUCACAUUUUAAAGAAUCCGCCUCAGAAACCCGACAUUAUUACAACAGUCGGCGUACUUUCACCACCUCUAGGAAACGUGAGACUUCAGAUUUGUAAUUUAUUUACAGUAUUAAUAGAAACCGAAAACAGUGAUGUAAUCAGGACAAUAUGCGGAACAGAUUUUUAUAGUACAUUGCUCAAUCUUUUUAAGCAAUAUUGUUGGAACAAUUUUUUGCAUAAUCAGGCCAAGGUGUGCGUCAACUAUGCCAUUCAAUCGUUCGACCAAAGAGAGGGUGAAACCAAGUUGCUUACCUCGGAUUUACAGCGACAUAUUAUCUGCGACUGCAAACUUGCCUCUCGGCUGGUGGACCUUUGGUACUACAACGAGGAGAUGCAGACGCCUAAAGCGCCAGACAACGACGACGAGGAAACGGAGACGGAAGAACCGCCGCAAAAAUCGCCGCCCCGCAAGUGCCGCCGGCUCGGUUACAUGGGCCAUCUGAUUGAAAUGUUCGAAGCCCUGGUCACGAACAUGAACGUGUCGGAGGAGUUUUGUGCCUUAGUCGAAUCGACCCUCGAAGGAGACUUCAUGAAGGACCGCUGGCGGCGAGUGAUUGAAACCGAGGAAGGCGAGCUGGCGAAAAUAUUGGCAGUGCAAAAGCGAUUUUUGGCUGAUCAUGACCCAUAUCAGAAGAAAGACUUUUCGUCCGAUGUUACAAUAUUCCCGAAAGAUGUUGAAAACAACCUUAAGGAUUACAUGCAUAGUACCGUGUUGGACCUGAGUAGCAUGAACAACAGCUCCUCCUUUGAGUUGUUGGGUUUCACCAAUACGGUAGAACACUUGACCAAAUUGUUCGAUGAGGCUGUGGGAACUGCCAAUGCAUUUAUUAUGCCUGGCAUGGACACUGACAUGUUCGGCGAGGAUGAUGACGAAGACGGGCAGGAGGGGAGUGCUGAGGAAGCGCGGAACUUUUAUACGGGUCGUGGGAGGAUUCCGGCGCAAAGUGAUGACGAUACCGAGGGUGGCGAUGGUGGGGGCGGUGGGCACCGUCCGUACGACGAUGAUCUCAAAAAUGCAAUUGAUUUGUUUAUUAACAAGAGUGCCUGGCCGACGAAUUCAUCCGCAGUGGAAAAUGCUGAUCCAUGGGGCUCCGGGGACGAACCCAGCGGGAUGGAACAGCACGCCGACGGAUUGUCCGAUGCGUGGGCGAACUUUGGCUCGGACAGUUUUGCCGAUUUUGAUUCGCACUUUACGGAUUUCCAAAUGGCACCUGCGAGCACGUCCAAUGACGACGAUGAUACGCCAAAACCUUUGUUCGAUAAUAACGAAAAUAUCGCAUUCGAUGGUUUUACCAACAAAAACAACGAUGCAUACGCAGCGACUGAUGUCUUCGAUGUCAGUACGACGCAACCUCCGCAGACUUUGCUUACGUCGACGAAUGAUUCCAUCAGCAGCUCAAAGACUUCAACCAACGAUUGCACAGUGGUUGUAGAUUCGCUAGCCACGAACACAACCGAAGCAAUCAGUACCACCAAUAGUGAAAGUGAUGACACUAAAAAUAGUAACAUAGCAGCAGAAGUAGUAGCAAACAAUGUGCCAUUAUCUGUAACAGAUAAACAAAGUAGUUGUGAUGAGGAGAAAACGUCACUAGAAGAACCCACAACAACUGUAACAACUACCGAAACUGAGAAAGUUGAUGCCAGCAGUAGGUUACAACAGGACCAGGUGCUUCAGUCGAGUCUCGUGUCGACCACCGUAGCCGAAGAGAUGCACACAUCCGCUGGAGAUAACCGGAAUGGUCCUGUUGCAACCGUCGAAAGCGACGAUGGUGCCGAGUUCGAAGAUGCGAGAGAAUCUUUCGCAGAUAUGGUGGUUGACGAUGGAUCCAGCAGUGUUGUAACCGAUUCCGUUCCUCAACCCGACAGUAGUUCAACCCAGGAGACCUGCCUUGAAAAUAGCAACGAAGCCACAGCAGUAGCAGCAGCAGACGCAUCAAUAGAAGAAACGUCCACCACACCUACCAAGACGUCUGACCUCGUAGUAGAACCCGCGGUUGCAGUAGCGGAGACAGCAUCCGCUAGCAACUGUCUCAAAAGCAGCACUGAGAGCGAUUGCAGCACAGCGCCGACCCUUACCUCGUCGUCAAUUGAUUCAUCGAAAGUCCCGAUUCAGCCUCAACCACCUCAACCACCACCACCAACUGUGCCAUUAGAGAAUGGGUCAGUCUAAAGUAAGAGCAAGAGUGUGAAUUUAUCUAAAUGCAUGCGAAUAAAUUGUUGUUUUGGGAGUAAAAUAAUGAACCGCAACUUGUGUGGUGUCUUGUGAAAAUUUGAAGCUUAAAAAGCACGACACGAGGAUUCGGAAUGAAAGCAGUUUUUGUUGAGGGGAUUCGUGACAUGGCGGAAUCAAUCGGGUUAAACUGGUUGUUUAUACCAAUUAGAAAAAAGCGCUUAGUAGCAGCGGAAAAAAGCCAAGGAAACAUAUUUUUAUCACUCAGUAUAUUUUUAUUAUCUACUUCGAAAGAGACAUACGUUUGUUACCCUCGUGCGUACAUUGACUGGUAUCUCUUUAUGGCUAGAUAAAUAUUAGUCUCUCAAGACUCAAUUUAAUCGCUUCUUGAAAAAAUGAUGAUUCAAAGAACGGUGGUGCUGAAGUCUUAUUAUUUUCUGUGAAGGCUAAACAGUUGUAGGGGUGGGUAGCUUCGAAAGGUAACCGUCCAUAAUCAUGAAUGUGUUUAGUUUGCCGUUUGUCCGACUUUUGGAAUAAUUUCUUCUUAUUUUGGAGAAACUAUUUUCCAAUCGCAUCGGAUUCGACUUCGAAGCUACAACCUUAUGCUAUCUCUACUACUACUACAAUUGACUACUAUACUAGCAAAUGGUAUAAGACUAAUGAAAUUAUAGUUUAAGGAUUGCAGCGCUGUGCUAGUGUUCCUGGCAGGGGAACCAACCCUCACCAGAAAGAAUAAAAAUAGCAAUUUGGUUACACACAAUUAUCAAAUCUUUUUUAAUUAUUAUCCCUGUUUUAUACUAUUAUUCUACUUAGAUAAACAAAACGUAACGCUACAAAAACCAACAACUCAAUGUAUUUUUAUGCAUGAUGAAGCCAAAAAGUGCAGGAACAGGAAGGAAAGGACGAGAAAGAGAGUGGAAGAGAAGUGCGAGUUGAUAAAGAAAGCAAUCAGAUUUGUUUAGAGAAUUGUGUGCAAACGUGAGAAUGUGAGAUAACAGUUAGAAAAACACACAAAGCUUCCGCCAAAACGAAAACAAAAACAUCUACAAUGAAAUUACUGAAUUUAGGUAGCACUAUUUUUCCACUAAGCGUUAAGUUCUGGUAUAGAGUAAUAAAAAAGCGCCAGGAUGAAUGUGGAAGCAACGUAGAAUGCAGUCCCUAUGCUAGUGUUUAUUUGUCACUGCACACAUACAAAAUCGUGACCGUUUGUUAGAUUACUCCUUUGUUUCGUAGUAAUGUUUGUGUUUAUGUUUAGUAGUACGUUAAGUAAUUGAGAUGAAUAUUAAUUUUAAUAUACUUAUCAUCAGUUCAAACUGCUACGUCUUCUUAUUUGCAUAAUUAUUUAUAAUGUUAAGUUACCGUAGUAAGUUUAAUGUCUUUGAUACGCUUAAUUCAAAUUUGUGUUUUUUUCAUUAUUGCCUCAAACGAUAUCAUACGAUGUCAAAUAUUGCUUUCGUCUUUUGAUGAUUACGAAAUCAUUGCUCAAUGAUGAAGGCCGUUCUACUUUGUGCAGCGUAUGAAUUAAAUGACGUUCCUUUGAGCUGGUUCUCACCAAAAAACAGAGAUCAAAUGAAUCGAACGAAAGUAUGAACACAUAUCUCUUCACAGUGCAUCUAAGGUUUAUUUGUUGUUUUGCAUUUUUUUUUUAUAUUGGUCCAAUCAUUCACGUGCCCCUUUUGCUGCAAGAAUGUUUUGAAAUAAACGGAAUGGAUGAAAUAGAAAACCGGCUGGCUUUAGAACCAGAAAAUAGAGCAUAUACCACAAUACACACAAAAAUUCACCUUCAUUAUAUAUCAAAGCAACACGCUCAUCUAUUCAUGCAUAAAAUUAGAUAUUUAAACUUUCAACAUUCAAUUACACUCACCUACACAAAUACAACAACAAGUACAUUCACACGUGCAGCGUAUCUCUCGCCCGGAAGAGACAUGAUAAACAGAAAAAAAUGGUGCAAUGUUCUGAUACAUAUAAUUGAAAAAUGAAUCAAAUGUAAGCUAGUGCCACUUUCUAAAGUACCAUGGAAUAUAGAACUAAUAAAGGAAUGUGAACGUCCCGAAA
Molecule: messenger RNA, 6165 nt
Organism: Aedes albopictus (Asian tiger mosquito)
Lineage: Eukaryota; Metazoa; Arthropoda; Insecta; Diptera; Culicidae
Gene: fmt
Product: serine/threonine-protein phosphatase 6 regulatory subunit 3
Exons: 15
Coding region: 910-4110 (1066 amino acids)
Cellular component (GO): cytosol; nucleus
Molecular function (GO): protein phosphatase binding; protein phosphatase regulator activity
Source: RefSeq, a predicted model, not a curated record